AUGGUGCUGGGAGGACGCAUUCCCGCAUCGCCGAUGUUAAUUUCAGGAUUACGAGAGCCGGUCUAUCGUGGAAUCACGGAGGAUGCACCUGUGGUUGUCCCACAAAGACGUCCUAUGGCCAGAAGCCUCAAGGAUAGGAUCACAAAUAUUGUUAGUAUGUAUGUGCCCAAUGGAUCUUCACAUGAAUCCUCUCUCUUUUCGUCGAGAAAUUCUCAACUGAGGCAUGACCUUGUCGAUGAUAGCGAUGUUGCUCACAUGAAUGACCAUUUUGGACUUCUUAGUCUGGGAGAACUGGAGAAUCAGGCGGAGACUGGAAAGCCUGAGCUCUGUCAUAUCGUGCCGCUUAUAGAUAAAAACACUCUUUCAACUUCUAUUCUUGAUGAACUUCAGAAUUCAGCCUACAGUGUUAAGCCCUCGGAUUUCAUCAUCUCCUGUAUGGCUACUGAUAGUAUUUAUCUGUAUUUUGGUGUACAAGGCCUCCCAUUUCUUUUUAAACUUGAAACUGCUUUGUUUAACUCCUCAUUCGAGAGGCAGUAUCCCGUCACAAAAAUCCACUUAAAAACUGCCGAGGCAGUCGAUCUAAUUCCUUCAAAGAUCUGCUUAAAGGAUUCCCACGGAGAAACCAGCGAGGUCUACGUCAUUGGCACUUCACUCUUGGGAGACUCCCUGGUUCAUCUUCUUGCUUGCUAUUCCAUCGAUGGUAGAUUGGUAGUCCAGACACGAAAAUACCCUUAUCAACGGUACCUUGCAAUUUAUAUUGACACAGACGGAAAUGUCCUCCUGGGCUGCACAUCGUAUUCGACCGACGACGCAAAUCCCACGAGUAAUGCACAAAUAUGCAAACUGACUCCCCAUUUUGAGCGUCGAAUUUUCUCCGUCACUCUGCGAAAAGGUGCCACCUCCUACUGUCCCGAUUGGAUAACCAAGUCCUGCGUUCGGGGUCAGUGUUGGGCUUCUGUUAGCCGCUGGGAUAGUGAGACAAAUAAGAUGGUUCGACGAAUAUUCGCCUUUCCCGGCGUACAGCCCGAUUGCGAGUCAGAGGGUGAAACCGUACGUAGUCCAAAGGAAUGGCUUCAUGUGAUCUCCUGGAACUUUGAAUGCUUUUCUGCAGGCUCCGUAUUUGCUUUGGAUUCACAGCGUCUACUCGCAAUUGAUGUGGAACAGAAGUGUUUUGCGUUGAUCACGUGGCCGGAAGGACAGAAGGGUGUCAGUUUGCAAAGACUCACUAAACCAGGCAGUCGAAAAAUUGAUCAUUUCUGCGUCUCCAACACCUAUCCUCCAGUCGCCUACUUCGCGUCUGAGGGAGAUAUCUUCAGUUUUAUCCCUGCAGCUAUUGAUAACACUACUGUCACCGCUGCUUCCUUAUGA
Echinococcus granulosus is the source of this 1368-nucleotide messenger RNA. RefSeq lists its product as hypothetical. The record is from RefSeq and is a predicted model, not a curated record. Lineage: Eukaryota; Metazoa; Platyhelminthes; Cestoda; Cyclophyllidea; Taeniidae. Bases 1 to 1368 code for a protein of 455 amino acids. The transcript has a single exon.